This is a messenger RNA of Cuscuta europaea, 1505 nucleotides long. Lineage: Eukaryota; Viridiplantae; Streptophyta; Magnoliopsida; Solanales; Convolvulaceae. The record is from the annotation of a GenBank genome assembly.
CCCAAGUUACUAUGACUGAGUUCAGCGAUCCCAAACCAAACUUCAAUUCUAUCGAUAACUAAAAUUAUUAACAAUUAGUCUCGUCUGGAAUUGAAAUCAAUCCAAUUCUAAACAUUCUUAAUUUUUCUUAUGGAAACUUUUUCGAAGAAAACUCAAAUUGAAUCUAUUACUAGAAGACUUGGUUAUUCACACUGCUUUGUGGUGGAUUGUAUGGGGCAUAAAGGCGGGCUAGCUUUGAUCUGGGGGGAUCAUAUACAGGUGACAGACUGUCAGUUGUAGCUUCAUCUCCUCAUUAUAUUGAUUCCCAUGUUUGCAUAGAACCUGGAACUCAUGCGUGGAGGUUCACGGGAUUUUACGGGUGUCCGGAGAGGGAUAGAAGGCAUGAGUCUUGGAGCAUGCUAAAAAAUCUGAGUUUUAGAGAUGAAUUGCCAUGGCUCGUAAUUGGUGAUUUUAAUGAUCUCCUAUACUCAUCUGAGAAGAGAGGAUCUAUUCCCCAUCCACAGUGGCUUUUGAGGGGGUUUAGGGAGGCGGUAUGGGCUAGCGGAUUGACCAACUUCCCGUUUGAUGGUUAUCAAUUUACCUGGGAACGGUGGCGGGGUCCCCGGGCUGAUUCAAAGAGAAAUUGGACCGAAUCUUGGUAUCAGACAGUUGGUUAGAUAUUUUUGGAGAGGCUCGGGCAACAUCGCUUGAAGGUGCCCCGAGUGAUCAUUUACCAUUGUUUAUGUCCCUACGGCAAGAAGGGCGUACCUAUAGAAGAAGGAGGUUCAAAUUUGAGAAUAUGUGGCUUCGGGAAGCUGACUGCCGUGAAGUGGUGUAGUAAAGUUGGGGUAUUGGUAGACCUUUGGGUGUGAUGGGGCAGGUUGAACAAUGUGCAAAAGAAGCUGGUCUUUGGGGCAGUAGACGAAAUAGAGGUUUCAAGAGGAGAAUUGAGUACUACAGCCAGAGACUUCAGGAUUUGCGGAGUAGAUAUGAUAGCAGGAGUAUGGCGGAAUUUAGCAGGGUCAAACAGGUUUAUUUGGGACUCCUUGAACAACAAAACACCUUUUGGAAACAGAGAGCGAAGGCCUUUUGGUACAAAGAAGGUGAUAUUAACUCAAAGUAUUUUCAUAACAUGGUCAAGCAGCGGAGGAGAAGUAACCAUGUACAAGGCUUGAUGGUGGAAGAUGGACGGUGGGUCAAUAAUCGUGAGGAGGUGGGGGAGAUGAUCGAGGAUUAUUAUGCUAUAAUCUUUUCUUCUGUGCAAUCUCCCGGAGAGUAUCCCAAUUGGUCGGUACCUAUGAAGUUGAGUGAGGAGCAUAAUCUAAAUUUGCUUCGGCCAGUGACCUAGGAGGAGGUUCGGAGUGCCCUGUUCGCUAUGCACCCAAGCAAAUCUCCUGGGCCAGAUGGACUUAGUCCGGCUUUCUACCAGUAUAUAUGGGAUGUAGUGAGUCCAGAUAUUGUUGGAUAUUGUAGGAAUGUCUUUGAGUAUGGUAAGUUACUCUUGGUAAAUUGAUGUAACGUACCUC